AGCGUAUAUAUUCUGCGAUCUGCUCUCGGUCCCUCAGUUGACAGCCCGGCUUAAGAAGUCUUAACUUCCCUCAAGUUGUGACUGUAACCUCUCCUGUAAUACAGGCAUACAUUCUACAAUGGAAAGGAUGUUGCAGGCUGCAUUACUCAUAGCUUUUGCUAUGGGGCUGGAUGGGCAUUCCUUGACCUUGGAAAUUCAGAAAGACAACCUUUGGUACAAGAGUUAUUGGCAAGGAAGGCAGAAGAGUGCAAUUCCAUCGACUGAAAUAUCGUGGAAAUCUCACGUACCGUCUGCCAUUCAGAUUUCGUCAGAGGAUACAAGCCAAAGCAUGGCAUAUGGAGAUUCGAUGCUGGCGGAAAAGGAUAAGAUUACCCGGAAUUUGAAGAGCAAGAAUAUGAGUUUACCUCGUGAUUCCGCCGCGUAUCUGCAUCAAGCCAUAUUCAGAAGGUCCUCCCCACGUUCCAGCCAAUUAUCCAAGAAAGGCUACACGAUGGACCAAGCCACUUCUUUCCUCAAAAACAAGCUCGAACUCAGGCGACGUAAGUGUAAUCUUUGACUUGUUAUGGUCUGGGACAUGUGACGAAACCCCGGCGAAUCCUCUCUGUGAAUACACACCCUACAGGUCUUCUAAUGGCACCUGCAACAAUCUUGCAAAUCCAGAAUGGGGAGCCACUUUUAGGCCCUUCCGCCGCUUAGCUCCGCCGAACUAUA
Molecule: messenger RNA, 711 nt
Organism: Penaeus chinensis
Lineage: Eukaryota; Metazoa; Arthropoda; Malacostraca; Decapoda; Penaeidae
Exons: 5
Coding region: 119-556 (145 amino acids)
Source: RefSeq, a predicted model, not a curated record